UCUCCUUUCUCAUUGGCAGGCUGGCAUAGCAGUCAAGCGAGCGGGCGCGCGGGUGCUGUGCCUUAAAGUGACACGGGCUGGCGGGUUCCCUCACGGCCGACAUGGCGACGGCGGCGGCUGAGCGCGGCCAUCGGCACACGGAUGAUCUGCACAAAAUUCAUAACUCUACAUCAGCCACAGAUGGACUCUCUUCAGCUUCAUUUAUAGAAUAUCCAAAGCACAAGCCAUUUAUUAAUUCGGAUUUGCAGCGUUCCCCGUGGAAACCAGUAAUUCCAUAUCCUGAAAGUAACAGCAGAGCAAUAUUUUCUGCUCUGAAGAAUCUCCAGGAAAAAAUUCAUCGACUGGAGUUGGAGCGGUUUCAGGCGGAGGAGAAUGUAAAACACCUCAGCAGGGAAACAGCAGACUAUAAAAAAGUACUGAGUGAACAAAUGCAACACGAAGAACAUGACAAGACUGAAGUGGCAAAGAAAAAUCAAGAACUGUCUUCUCAGCUGGCAGCUGCUGAGUCUCGAUGCAGCCUUCUAGAGAAACAGCUGGACUACAUGAGAAAAAUGAUCCAGCAUGCAGAAAAUGAGAAGUCGCAUCUCUUGGAGAAACAGGGCUCCUUGGAGAGAGAUCGGCUUCUGGACCAAUCACAUGUUCAGUCUAAAUUGGAAAAGCUGGAUAUCCUGGAAAAAGAGUAUAGCAGACUAACUAUGAUGCAGUCCAUAGCUGAGAAAAAAAUGAAAGAGCUGGAACAGAAGCUUCAUGAGGAAGAACAUGCAAGGAAGCUUGUUCAGGAAAAAGCAGCUGAGCUUCAGACAGGCCUGGAAACCAACAGACUCCUGAUUCAAGCAGCAUCACCGCUGCUUUCUCCAAAAGCAAGACAACCCAGGAAAAAAGCUAAACAGCCACAGAAGAAAGGCUCUCCUGUACGACAUUCCACUGUGCAGCCCCAUUAUAGAUUGUGUCUGGGUGACGUACCCUUUGUGGCUGGGAAGUCUACCAGUCCCAGUCAUUCGGUUGCUGCCAACGUGCAGCACGUGCUGCAUCUGAUGAAGCAUCACUCGAAGGCUUUGUGUAACAGACGUGUGGUAAAUGAUACUCCACUAGCAAGAUCCACCAGCACGAGUCGUCCUGCCAGCAGAAGCAGAAGGCCAUUCCAGCAGAUGGACUCGUCCUCGUCUCAGGAGGAGCUCUCAGAAGUGUUGCUGACUUUACAAGAUGAAUUUGGACAGAUGAAUUAUGAUCACCAGCAGCUGUCAAAGCUCAUUGAGGAAGCCCCAACUGUUGCAGUGAGGGAAGAGCUGGAGAAGGAACUUGAGGCACUGGUGGCAAAGAUGGAAGCAAAGGCAGACCAAAUCAGCAAAGUUCGGAGGCAUCGUUCGAGGCAGCUUGAGAGACUUAAGAGAGAAUACAAGCCCAGAAAGACUUCUGCUAAACAAACAAAAGACAGCAGGUUCCCAAUCAAUGAGGUUAAAGUAACAACUACGGUAACCACAAAAGGAAAGAAUGCAGGUCCCAUCAAAGUGAAGCCUGGAGAGAAGAGUCGGAAAAAUCUUCAGUUGCUGAGAGACAUGCAGACCAUACAGACUUCCCUACAGAAAGAUGACAUCAGCUGGGACUACUGACUCUCCUGCAGGAGAUGUUCUUCAACCAUCCUGGCCAAACUUACAUUCUGGAUCUAAAGCAGCUGCCUUUUUUGCUGUGUGGAAGGACUACUGUAUGCUAAGUGCACUUUUGAAAUACAGGCUUACAGGCUCUUGGCUCUCCAUCCCUGCAUUUGAUUGUAUGUAUUAUGGUCUAGCUUAAAUCACAUUCCAUUUUCAAGGUACGUGGCCAGGGAAUCUCAACAAUAGGGCUCCCCCAGUUCCUGCUGUUAUGGUUCCAGCAGCCCCCCUGUGUUGUUCCAGCACACCAAGCACUGCACGUUUACGUGGGUUGGUGUGUGUGAUGUGCCAGUGCCAUUCCAUGCUGUUGAUCUGGGAGGCCUCUCAGGAUGCAUCUUG
Molecule: messenger RNA, 1988 nt
Organism: Prinia subflava (tawny-flanked prinia)
Lineage: Eukaryota; Metazoa; Chordata; Aves; Passeriformes; Cisticolidae
Gene: CEP57
Product: centrosomal protein 57
Exons: 11
Coding region: 102-1610 (502 amino acids)
Cellular component (GO): centrosome
Molecular function (GO): gamma-tubulin binding; identical protein binding; microtubule binding
Source: RefSeq, a predicted model, not a curated record